Molecule: messenger RNA, 369 nt
Organism: Rotaria sordida
Lineage: Eukaryota; Metazoa; Rotifera; Eurotatoria; Philodinida; Philodinidae
Source: the annotation of a GenBank genome assembly
AUGUUAAGAAAAUAUGGCUGGGAUGCCGAAAAAGGUCUUGGUAAAAAUAAUCAAGGGAUGAAAACAGCUCUUAAGCCAGUUUUGAAAUUUGAUACUCGAGGAGUUGGAUGUAAUCAAAAAGAUGAAUAUUCAAGUGAAUUUAAAUGGUGGGAAUAUUCUUAUAAUCGAGCUGCAAAAAAACUUUCACAAACUCUUGAACAAUCUGAUAACGAAGAAAGAAAAGAAAAAAAACGUAAACAUAAAGAAGAUAAUGAAGAAGAAAAACAAAGCUCAAAAAAGUCGAUUUAUUCUCGAUUUGAAAAAAAAGAUAAUAAAAACACUCGAUUCGUUCGUGAAAAAUUCACAUACAUUCGUAAUACAAGUUUUUAG